UCAGGCGUGCGGUACAACUCUACAGUGUCUACACUGUGGCAGCGGCAGCAGAGGAAGGUGGAAGAGGCUGUCUGGAAUUCUUGGCAGCUUAGUGCAGAGCGACCUCUAAGAUCUUCAAAGCAAAGCUGAUGCCAAUCUGAUCUCUCCUCGUACGGAAAACUGCACACGCAUCGAGGAUGGCCCCGCAAUUCAUGAUGAUGGUGAUGAUGCUGUGGUUUGGCAUCGCCGUGAUGUUGUUGCCCAGCGAAACUGGGGUGGUAUCCGUGGGUGCUGCGAAUGCUGGGAUCUCCGUAGAGAAGCAUCUGGUCGCGGCGUUGAAGGACCCCAAGGUAACCCAGUUCGUUUUGACAUCGGACGUGGUUCUGACGGCGUCUCUGCCUCCCUCCAAGAAGGAUUUUGCGCUCGUGGGAAGAUGCAGGGACCAGCGGCAGAGACCACGCCUCUGCGUUGUGGACGGUCAGGGGAAGUUUCUAGGUUUCAAGAGUGAAGGAUAUUAUGUGGGCAUGAGCGAUGUCCACUUCAAGAACAUGCGCGACACAAGGAAUGGGACCUAUUUCGGGGAUGGGACUGGGGCAGUUGCGUUUGCGUUCAACGGGAAGAUCAGCGCGACGAGGUGCGUGUUCGAGAACAACAAGGCUUUGAGUGCUGGAGCUCUUGCUGUCCGCGACUCGCCUCUUCUGGUGACUGACUGCCAGUUCCGGAACAACCGGGCACUGUUUCAGGCAGGAGCCAUCAGGGUGUACAGCAAUGGCGUCGGAACGGUUAGAAGGUCUGUGUUCAGUGGCAACACUGCCGGCACGAGCGGAGGUGCGGCUCGCGCAUACGAGGGUCGGCUCAAUUUGAUUGACUGCAUAUUCCGUGGAAACACGGCGAGGAAUGGCAAUGGUGGCGCGGUCAUUUUCGGAGGUGACAGCUCCGGUGUGCUCUCCAAGUCUGAGUUUGUUGGAAACACCGCCCGCAAUGGGUCAGGCGGUGCCGUGGAAGUGGAGGGUGAAACAGCUUAUGACUACAUUAAUUUCUGUAGCUGCACUUUCCGAGGCAAUAGUGCAAAGAUUCGUGGGAGCUUCAAUGUAAACAUCGCCGCAUACACCCGAGUCAACUUCUGCAAGAAUAAGCCCCAAGGUCUCCGCGUUGUCAAACCGGGAAAGGCGGCCUUAAACUGCACUGUUUGUGCGCAGCCUGUGGAAUAGAAGACUUAGUGUGUAUUGGGACACCAAGAAUAGUGUUUGAACUUUGAAGCAGCAUGAGGGAGUUUGUUUGACUUUGCAGACGGUGAAUGGUCUCUCGCCUUUCCGUCAUGGAGAGUGUUUUUAGGAGGACAUGUUGUCAAGGGUCCUCACUCCCACUCGCACAGAACAGGUGGUUCCACCUUGGUCAGCGGACAGUGCCGGACACCAGACCCUUGCUAGCUGAUUAUGUCAAAGAAGAACACGGUAUUCGGGACUGCACAUGCGGAGUGGUCAAGAGAGUAGAUGAUAGGUGAUAUCGUUGAAGCAGUGGAAUUGCCCUUGAGCUUUCGUCAUUAGACACUAGGUUCGGAUCGCUUGUGUUAGGCAGUUCUGUACUAGAAGAGUUAUUGGCAAUAUCAACGCCACAGAUGGGGGCUGUAUGUGUGGGCAUCCUAGAAACAAUCCGUAUGAGCCUCUGUCGCUAAGAGCUCCUGCAACAGCUGUCCGGUCAGGUCACCCCACUAAGACAGUAGAAGGGUGAUGUCCUGAGCGGUAGACACUGAGGUGGGACCGCGUGGAGUAGGGCCCCUGUAGGGGUGCACACUGCACCGGGUAGCAUUGAGGAGAGCAAGGUGGGGGACGGGGUCCCAUAAGGGGUAAAGGCCCCAACUUGAACAAAAACCAAAGGAGGAG
Chara braunii is the source of this 1862-nucleotide messenger RNA. The record is from the annotation of a GenBank genome assembly. Lineage: Eukaryota; Viridiplantae; Streptophyta; Charophyceae; Charales; Characeae.